AUGAUAGAUGCAAAUCUGACACAGGUGACAGAUUUCUUCCUUCUGGGACUCUCUGAUGAUCCCCUGACCCAGAAACUGCUAUUUGUCCUAUUUUUGCUUGUCUACAUGGUCACUGUGCUUGGAAAUCUGCUGCUCAUGUCCCUAAUUUGGAUUGACUCCCAGCUUCACACACCCAUGUAUUUUUUCCUCUGCAACUUAUCUUUGGAUGAUCUCUGUUUGUCUACCAUCAUAGUUCCUCAAGUUCUAGCCCAUUUGCUAUCCAGGAAGAAGAUCAUUUCAUUCACACGUUGUGCAACACAGCUUUUCAUCUCCCUUAUUUUUGGCUGUACACAGUGUGUCCUUCUGACAGUAAUGUCUUAUGACCGGUAUGUGGCCAUCUGCAACCCUUUGCAUUAUUCUAACAUCAUGACUUGGAAGGUGUGUGUCCAGCUGGCUGCAGGAUCAUGGGCCAGUGGUAUUUUUACAUCUGUGAUGGACACCACCUUCACACUAAGGCUACCCUACCCAGGGGGAAAUACUAUUUCUCAUUUCUUUUGUGAAGCCCCUGCAAUACUGGAUUUGGCAUCUGCAGACACUCAUACAACCGAGAUGGUAAUUUUUUUCAUGGGGAUAGUAAUUCUCCUCAUACCUGUUUCUCUAGUUCUAAUAUCUUAUAGCUACAUUAUUGUGACUGUGGUCAGGAUGAAGUCAGCUGCAGGGAGACUCAAGGCUUUCUCUACCUGUGGUUCCCACCUCCUUGUGGUCACUCUCUUUUAUGGGUCAGCAACACUUACCUAUAUGACACCAAAGUCUUCCAAAAAACUAAAGAAAGUGAUGUCCGUGUUCUAUACAAUGGUUCCCUGCAUGAUUAAUCCCAUCAUCUACAGCCUGAGGAACAAAGAUGUGAAAGGAGCUCUGAAGAAAGUAGCCACAAAGAAUUUCCAUUGA
Molecule: messenger RNA, 927 nt
Organism: Suncus etruscus (white-toothed pygmy shrew)
Lineage: Eukaryota; Metazoa; Chordata; Mammalia; Eulipotyphla; Soricidae
Product: olfactory receptor 2D2-like
Exons: 1
Coding region: 1-927 (308 amino acids)
Biological process (GO): G protein-coupled receptor signaling pathway
Cellular component (GO): membrane
Molecular function (GO): G protein-coupled receptor activity; olfactory receptor activity
Source: RefSeq, a predicted model, not a curated record